Coregonus sp. 'balchen' is the source of this 5036-nucleotide messenger RNA. Lineage: Eukaryota; Metazoa; Chordata; Actinopteri; Salmoniformes; Salmonidae. The record is from the annotation of a GenBank genome assembly.
AUGUAUAAACUCAAGUUGCAUCACGGCAGGGGUAACUUAACAACAGAAACUAUGAUUACAACAUGAUUGUGUAUCAUGGAUGAUGAUAAUAAGAGCAAUCACAUUGAUCAGGAUUAUACCAUUUGAAAACUACACUCCCUUACCUACUUUAGACUUCAAGGCUAGCCAGCCACACUGGCUGUAAGUCAAAUCUCCAGAUCGAUAGAGUGGAUCACUUAACAGGCAGCUGCAGAAGAUGGUUCCUUUGGGAAUUCUUGCCAGGAAGAACUUCCAAUAAUCUCCUCCUGGGCUCCAGUAUCUCUAAACAAUUCUGAUCCCCUGGUAAAACAGACAGAGAGGAUCAGUCAGUCCAGGGCUCGGUUUUGUCAAAUACAUCUGAAUUAUUUUGUUCUUGUAAUAUCAAGAUAAUAUUCACUAUAAAUGUGAACAAAACAUUGAAAUCCUCUCUAAUACCUGAUUAUCUAAUGAUAGAUAUUCUGAGACGUAACUUUUUGACACCUGUAGUGGUUUACCUUGAACUAAAUAUGCUCUUAUUGUUUUUUCUUCUUGGUUUUGAUUAGGGGCCGGACGAAGGCUGAAGGGACCAGAGCAUGACACAGUGGAUGAUUCAGUGAGUGGAUCUACUGAUAUGAAAAACCUAUUGCUUGCAUGUGUGGACAUCAUGUAAAUACUAAAGACUAUGGGAAAGGGAUUAAUUUAAAUGUUAAAUUAAUCCCCAUAUAGCAACAAAAUGAACUUACUUUUUAUAACUAUACAUAUUUCUGUUCCAGAUAUGUGAAGAGCCAUCUGAAUUUAUAGAGGGGGAGAGACCUCGCCCACAAGGAUCCUCCCCUGUAGAUGAAUACCCUGAAACAGACAAAUACACUGACAUUGAUAAACAGGUACAAUACUUUAUAUUUCAUCCAACCAUGUUGACUUGUAGUUAGAAUUUUGUCAGACCGUCUGAUUUCUUUAACAUUCAUUUUAGGGUGGAGGUGGGAGUGGCAAGAAAGGAAAGAGGGGUUUUGGGUCCCUGUUUGAAAAGCGCUCCCCUGCCAAGAUGAGUAAACUGGAGGUCAGAUAUGUCUGCAUUAUCUUGAACUCAUGCAGAAGCAUUGCUUCAGGUUGUCAUUGGUGGUACAUAACAUUUGGUGGUACAUAACAUUUGGUGGUACAUAACAUUUUUACCUUUUUUUCUUUAUUUCUUUUUUCCUGUAAACUCAGAGACCAGAGUCGGGAGUGAUUGUAAAAAUGGCAAAAGAGACAUGUGCUGAGGGUCUUGUUUUGAGCGGAGGAGGGAAAGAGGGAAUCUUCAUCAAGGAAGUGAGGCCAGAGUCACCAGCCUCAAAGCUUCUUAGUGUGCAUGAGGGUAAGCAGACAACUAGCUCAUUCCAUGCUCUUUCAGAAGCUGCAAAAAAAGAAAAAAGCCUUUAGAGUCUAUAGUCAAGAGUCUAUAGUAUAGACAAAAAAAAUAAUCUGAAAGAAAUGGACAUAAUGGUGAAAUGUGGAGUGAAAUGGGUGAAAUGUGGAGCCAAGAUUGUUUUUGCUAUCCAGGGUAAGAGACUCUUUGAUAUGAUACAAUAUGCUAGUUCUACAGUUCAAAUGGUGAUUAUUUUGGACUUUCUAUGUCUUCCUUCUGUUCAUUCAGGUGAUCAGAUACUCAGUGCCACAGUGUAUUUUGACGAUGUUAAAUAUGAAGAUGCCCUUCAGAUAUUGGAACAUGCCCAGCCUUACAAGAUGGAGUUACUUCUGAAACGCAAACCAAUAAAGACAUCCACCCUUGAGAGUGAACCAGCCCUUGAAUUCACCCAAGUAACUAUCACUAUGUUAUUUUUCUGGAUCUGUAGAUUAGUGUUAUGGCUUUGGCUCUUUUUCUCAUAAAGCAAUCAAUCAACAUUUCACUUUUUUUUAUCCUACAGGUGGAAGAAGGUUCCUCUCUGGAAAUGAGGGGACAUUCAAAGCCAAAAAGGCACGGUGACCGAAUCUCUUGGCCCAAGUUCCCCUCCUUCAGCAAAAGUCGAAAGUCCCAUUUUAAGAGGUCUCACAGUACCUCAGAUGCAGAUGAUCAGAGGAAGCUGGAGUUGAGCCCAACAACAAGUGACACAGAGUCGCCAAUCAAAUCUCAGGAGGCUGUCAAGGGCAGGACAAAGAAGCAUAAGAUAAAGUUAUCAAGUGUAAAGAUGAAGGGCCGCAAGAGCAGGUCUGUUGAACAGCCUGACCAGGACACAGACAUACUAACUGUAGAAUGUGUGCAAGUUAUGGAAAUCCAACAGAGUCAAGAUGACAUAUACUCACCGGAUGGUCUAGAGAGCACAUCAGGAGAAACACCUCAAGUAUAUGUGUUAGAAUCAGAAUCAGAAAAAAUGGAAUCCACCAAGAUAAAAAAUGAAUGCACUCUUCCAGACCUGACAGGCUCGGAAACCAAAAAGCACAAGGUAGAACUCAUCAGAUUGGACAAAACUUUGAAAACCACAGAUUUAACAGUUGCUUUUGCUGAUCAAGAAAGUCCCUCAACCAAGAAAUCUCCAGAGGGAAAGAAAAUGAAGAAAGAGAAUAAAGAGAGGUCAGAACUAAAGUUUAGAUUCAAGGGAAAUGAGAAAAAAGACAAACACAAGCAAGACAUACCUGUAAAAUCAUCCCCAAAAAGCACGAAGACACCAGGAGCAUUUAUCAUAACAUCUGAUCUGUCUGCACAUGACAAUACAUUGCUGAGUCCAACUGUAGUAUCACAUACUAAGCUGAAGGAGCGUCAACUCCCAAUUGACAUCAACACUCGAUUAAUCUGCAAUGAGAGCUCAGGGAAAACCCUACCCUCCACUGAUAUGGAAAUGAGCAUCCCAAAAGUAGCUAUCUCCCUUGACAUGUCAGAUAUAGGACUUAUCAGGAAAUCCCCUCAGAUUGGACAAGAACAAGACUUGAAAGAAACAUAUGUUAAAACAAAUUUGAAUGCACAGGAAAUGCUUGCUAAGGUCACCAGUUUUACAAUGGAACCUGACUUGCAGAUGGAAAUACAGGCUUUAAAGUUACCUACAGAGACAAGCAUUGAUGACGUUUUAGUACAAAUUGGUACAAGGACUGCUACCAAGUUCAAACUGCCAAGGAUGGACCAUGCUGACUUUGUUACUGACAAACCUAUAAAAAUGACAGACGUGAAGAUUGUAGAAAUGGAUGUGAAAAGCCUUACAGUUGAGGAUAAGGGGUUUAAGAUACUUCCAAACCGUGAUGAUAUUGAGAUCCCAGGCAUGGAAGAUGCAUCGUCAACUGGCACCAAAACCCCAGUGAUCAAACAGCCUAAAACAGCAUUCACUCUUCCUGUUGAAGAAAUUCAGGCGCAGACUGUUCAGAUGGUUAUAGACGUUGACAGAGUUAAAGAGGCUGUCUCCAAAUUGCCAGGGUUCAAGCUGCCGAAGGGUGACAUUGCAGGACUGCCUGCUCAUCAAGAAAUCACAAAGACAUAUGUGAAUGCAGAAAGAGUAAAUGUGACAGUAGAUGCCACCCUAUCUAAAAUCACAGACAUAAAGGCACAGUUGGACACGUACGUCAAAAAGACUGACAUAAAUGCUUCAACUGAAAAGUUGAGCAUGAGCUCAGUUACCACAAUCAAAUUGCCAAAGAACCAACUUUCUGAUCUAGGUGCUCAUGAACCUAUUACUAUGACAGAAAUAGACCAUACAAAAACAAAAGAGGAAGCUGGAAGGACCAAUGAGGUUGAAAUCAAAAUUGAACUCCAUAAACGAGAGGACGUAGAGAUACCUGGAAUGGAAACGAUUCAACAAAAAGGAUCUCCCAACCAAGUGGAAAAUAAAAAAGAGACUGGUAAAAUUCUGGAGCCUAAGUUGGCAGGACCAGUACCUGAGUGGCCAACCAUCACAGCUGAGGAGAAAAGUGUUAUUCCUUACACUAAAGGAUUAGAUAAGAAGUCAAAGAAAGCAAAGACGUCAAUGCCUGGGUUUGGAAAAACACAACUGGAUAUUAGAUUGCAAGACAUUGGGAUUGGACUACCAAAAAGAGACACCUCUGCGCAAAAGGAGGAUGAGGUCAAAGAUGAAAGCACUGCAUUGCACCUUGAGAUGAAAAUGCCAGAAGCUGAAAUCAAACUCAGCAAGGAACCAGAUUCUGAAUAUUCCAUUAUCAAAGUCAAAACUCCUGAGACAGACCUUCAAACAUCUACAAUAGGAACUUUAACUUCAGGAAAAAUGGCAGAGGUACCAUCAGUUGACAUUAAAGGAGCAGGUAUGGACAUUGAUGUCCAAGCUGUUGAUGUCGGGAGAUUCAAAAUGCCAACAUUAAAAUUCCCUAAAUUUGAAGCAGCUUCUCCAAAUGUCACAUUAGAGGUACCUUAUGUGGAAAAGGACAUCAAGGUUCAUGGAACUGAAAUACCUGAACCCAAGCUGACAAUAUCAGCAAUUAACAUUGAAAAGCCAAGCGUUGACCUUACAGGUCCAUCUGUAGACGUGUAUGUCAAUAGUAAAAAACGCGAAAUUGUCACUUUACCAGAAGUCAAAGUGGAGGUCCAACCAACAAGCGUUGAACUCAAAGUGCCUUCUGGUGAAUUUGAAAUACCUGAGGAAGCUGCUACUGAAGUUGAUUUAAAAAUGAAAAAGCCACGGCUGUCAUUUGGAUGGUUUUCAAAACCAGAAGCAAAAGCACCCGAGGUUGAUGUCAGUCUUACAAAGGUGGAUAUUUUGCUUCCAGAAGGAAAGGUGGAGGUCAAAGAGCCAGAUGUGGAAAUUAAAGCUCCAGAAGUUCAAAUUGGAAUAAAACAUGAUAUUGAGCUUGAGGGACAAGGAAGGACUUUUAAAUUAACAACAUUUGGACUCUCAUUGCCGAAAGUUAAAGGUCCUGAAAUUGGCUUAAGUCUGUCAAAGACAGAUGUAGAUGUCGACUUACCAGAGGGAAGAGCAGACCUCCAACUACCUGAUGUGGAAGUCGGAGUGGCCUCUGUCGAAGUUGAAAUACCAGAAUCAGGAUCUAAAGAUAUUGAUGUGAAAAUGAAAAAAGCCACGAAUGUCAUUCCCCAAAUUUGGAUUUUCAAAACCAGAAGCGAAAGCACCUGA